Messenger RNA from Diceros bicornis minor, 3628 nucleotides. It is a transcript of the gene ZBTB42, whose product is annotated as zinc finger and BTB domain containing 42. Gene Ontology annotation, cellular component: nucleus. Gene Ontology annotation, biological process: regulation of transcription by RNA polymerase II. The record is from RefSeq and is a predicted model, not a curated record. The transcript has 2 exons. Gene Ontology annotation, molecular function: DNA-binding transcription factor activity, RNA polymerase II-specific; RNA polymerase II cis-regulatory region sequence-specific DNA binding; protein binding. Lineage: Eukaryota; Metazoa; Chordata; Mammalia; Perissodactyla; Rhinocerotidae. Bases 94 to 1365 code for a protein of 423 amino acids.
UCCGCGCGCGCCGGGGCCGGACCGGGGAGGGCGCGCGGCGCGGGCGGCGGCCGGAGAGAAGCACGGGGCGGCGGAGGUGAUGACGGCGGCGGCAUGGAGUUCCCGGAGCACGGCGGGCGGCUGCUGGGCCGCCUGAGGCAGCAGCGCGAGCUUGGCUUCCUGUGCGACUGCACCGUGCUGGUGGGCGACGCGCGCUUCCCGGCCCACCGCGCCGUGCUGGCCGCGUGCAGCGUCUACUUCCAUCUCUUCUACAGGGACCGACCCGCAGGCAGCCGCGACACGGUGCGGCUCAACGGCGACAUCGUCACGGCGCCCGCCUUCGGCCGUCUGCUGGACUUCAUGUACGAGGGCCGCCUGGACCUGCGCAGCCUGCCUGUCGAGGACGUUCUGGCCGCCGCCAGCUACCUGCACAUGUACGACAUCGUCCAGGUCUGCAAGGGCCGGCUCAGGGAGAAGGACCGCGCGCUGCAUCCGCAGACGCCCCCUCCUGGGGCAGAGCCGCCUGGCCGGCCCCCGUGCCCCCUGCCCGCCUGGACCCCUGAGCUCUGCCCAGCUGCCCAGAAGGCCAGGCUCCGUCGGGCUGGGGUCAAGGCUGCCCUCUCUCCGGGAGCACCGGCGCCUUGUUCCUGGCAGGCUCCAGGAGAGUCAGACCUGGCCCUGGACCUGUCGCUGAAGCCUGGCCUGAGGAGGAAGUCAGUCCACCCACCCUGCAUCCUCCAGACGCCCCCCAGCAGCCAGAUGCAGCCAGGGGCCCAGCCACUAGUGAAGGAUGAGCCAGACUCACUGUCGGAACAGGAGGACAGCAGUGGUCCUCGGAGCCCCCACAGCUCCCUGCAGCCGCCCUGUGUUCCCUCGGCCACGUGCCUGGCAGGGGGCUUGGAGCCGCCGCCUGUCAGCGUGGCGGGCAGCGGGGAGCUGCAGCUGGAUGCAGAGCGGGGAGUGAGCGGGGUGGAGCUGGGGCCUGGCGGGCACCUCUGCAUGUGCCCACUGUGCAGCAGGCUGUUCCCCAGCGCCCACGUGCUGCAGCUGCACCUCAGUGCCCACUUCCGUGAGCGGGACGGCGCCCGGGCCCGGCUCUCGCCCGACGGCGCCGUGCCCACCUGCCCGCUCUGCCGGAAGACCUUCUCCUGCACGUACACGCUGAAGAGACACGAGCGCACGCACUCUGGCGAGAAGCCCUACACGUGCGUGCAGUGCGGCAAGAGCUUCCAGUACUCGCAUAACCUGAGCCGCCACGCCGUGGUGCACACGCGCGAGAAGCCGCACGCCUGCCGCUGGUGUGAGCGCCGCUUCACGCAGUCCGGGGACCUCUACCGCCACGUCCGCAAGUUCCACUGUGGCCUGGUCAGGUCCCUGCUGGUGUGACGCCUCCCUGUGGGGCUGGGGGUGGGCGGGAGAGGCAAGACCUCCCCAGAGGGACACUGGGAUGGAGGGUGAGGGACCCAGAGCUCAGCCCUGUGGAAGCCCCUGCGGCUGGACUUGCCCAGCAGAAAGAACCCUGCUGCUCCUGGAACGUGGCCUCAGAUUCAGGAUGACUCAGAGGGAUGCGGGCAACCCUCCCCCAUACCUUGCCCUCCCACCCUCCAACUCACUCCUGCCCCCAGGCUGUGCCCUGACCAUGACACUGUCUUCCUCUCCGUCCCCUCCAGCCGGUUCCGAGGGGUGUUCGAAGGGGUCUUGGGGUGAGGGCGUGUUUGUCCUCCCUCCAGGGGCUUCCCAGACCACCUCACUUGCACACUUGGGUACCCUCGUGAGCCUGGCACCGCACUUGGUGCAGGAUGCGUGCAUCACAGAAGUUGUCGGUGUGAGUCCCUGACGGGCACUAUGAGUGCCAGCGGGGACCAUCAGGGCACAGCUGGUGUUGCAGAGGGGUGCAGACCCCAGCAGGAACCCCAGGGUGGUGGGGCAGAACCAGCCGGAAGCCAAGUGGCUCUGGAGUUACCAGCGCUGGGUUGGGGGUGGGUCCCCCGAGCUUUCCAUCCUGACCGCACUGUAACUCAGGGCAGAGAAAGUUGGCAUUUGGAAACGAUUCUUUAGAUGCACAAAGAGCGUCCUGGAGGUAGCCAGCUGUCUGCCCAUGGGUGAUGGGCCAUGCUGCUUCCCUGCCUGCACACAGGGGCCAGGGCGCCUCUCAGCAUCCCCAGGGUGGGGCCGAGGGGGCCUGGGAAUGCAGCCACUCGCCUGGAGUAUCACAAGCCACCACUGGGCCACGGUAGGGCUGACCCUGAAGGUCCUUCUCUUGCUCCGGGUCUCCCUGGAGCUACUGGUCAUUUCCAGAGCACUGAGCAGGGGGCCAAAGGCUGCUCCCUUUACAAGCAGUGGUGUUUGCAGGUUUCCCUGCCUUAGAGUGGGGUGCAGGUGAAAGCAGCCACCGUAGGGGGAGGGCAGGUGGCUGCUGGCCUGGGGUCACAGCCCCGCACCUUCAGCCACAGCCCUGGGAGGCUGACGCUCCUAGACAGUGAGGAGCUGCUGUCUGUGCAGUUGGCUGGGUCACCCGGCCUCGCCCGCCCACUCCCUGGGCACAUCCUGCUCCCGGAAGCUCAGUAGUUAUGGCAGAGGAGUGGGCAGAGGGGGGCUGCCCCAGCUUCUGGGUGUCCCGAAGGUGGCAGAGCUGCCUGGACUCGUGGAUCCCCAGCCCCUGGGGGCUAUUUCUGCUGUAACUGGAAGUGACGCUGAGGACAGAGUCCACCAAGUUUAAGUUAUUUUCUCUUCUGACAACACUUGAUGUCAUAUUUAUUCGUCUGUCCUGUCUGGAGUGAAGGGACCGUGGGCCUUCACAGUGGGUGGACAGACAGACGGGCUCGUCUCCCUGAGCGCCAUGGCUCCCCUGGUCUGUGUGCGGCCAGCCUCAUUGCACAGCGCCUCUUCAUGAUGCUCAGGCCUCAGAGGCCCUGGGCUGCCUGCGGACCAGAGAGAGACCUGGGUGAAGGGGACUCCCCGCUUCUGGUUGUCCUGGCCCCGGCCCUCCACCUCCAGAAGGGCUGGUGGGGCCUCAGGCUUGGCAUGAUCGGUUGUCCGUGUGUGUGUGUGCGUUAUCCAGCAUAUGGCAGGGCCUGAGCGGAGCCGGCAGGGAUGGGCAGCCGUGCCGCCCACCCCCACAGGCAGCGGGGAGAUGUGGCAGGAGCCCUGGUUUUCCCCAUGGGGUUUCCAGGGGGGAAGAAACUUACUUUCCUGGGGCAGGAAGUCUGCCCUGAGUUAUCAACACUGGAUUCAUUGUCUUCUGCAAACAGUUACUGUGAAGUUAACAUAAAGAGAAGUGGUCAGUUGUUAAUUCGGUAACCGACACAGUUCAGAGAAAAAAUAUAUAUGUGUUUAAGACACUAAUUGUGUGGGAGCGUGUAGCAGAGGUGUGUAGACACAUUUCUGGUGGAGCCUGCCAUGUAGGGUCCUCCUGGGCCAGCCCAACCCCCUGCCCCUCAGUCUCCUGCUGCUCUGCCCUUGGGGUGGGGGGCGGGCCCAGCUGACCCAGAGGACAGUCGUUCGAGCUUGGCGUUUGCCGGGAGGUUUUCUUUGCACCCACCUGCCUGGAGUGACAGUUUGGAAAUGAGUCUUCCUGUGUUCACAUUGCCUCCUAAUGAUGUUAGUGGUAAUAAAGCCCCUGCAGUGAGGAUGGCCCUUGGAUACUGGG